Molecule: messenger RNA, 3157 nt
Organism: Cotesia glomerata
Lineage: Eukaryota; Metazoa; Arthropoda; Insecta; Hymenoptera; Braconidae
Exons: 2
Coding region: 1540-2907 (455 amino acids)
Source: RefSeq, a predicted model, not a curated record
AACUAACCUAGUUCGAGUAAAAACCCGAGAACCCAUGAUAAUAACAGAUACCCCAGCAGAGCCUUUCGAUAAAAUUUCCAUAGACACAGUAGGACCAUUACCUACGACACCUUCAGGUAACGCUCACAUUUUAACGGUACAAGAUAACUUAACAAAAUACUGUGUUGCGGUACCUAUCCCAAACAUAAAAGCUGAAACUAUUGCUGACGCUCUCGCUCGAAACGUUAUUAUACAAUUCGGAACCCCUCGAAUAAUAUUAAGUGAUCAAGCUCGUACUUAUGUCGGAAAAUUAUUUCACCAUCUAGCAAAAACAUUUAAAAUAAAAAAAAUAACAACAUCUGGAUAUCACCCUCAGACAAAUGGCAGUCUAGAAAGAUCACAUAUAGUAUUAACGGAAUUUAUUAAACAUUAUGUUGAACGAUUUGACGACUGGGAUAAACUUGUCCCAUUUGCUAUGUUUUCAUACAAUACUUCUGUUCAUGAAUCAACUAACUUCACUCCUUUCGAGCUUAUCUUCGGGAAAAGAGCGCGUAUUCCUAGUUCUUUUCCUCCCACUGAUCAAACCCAAACAUAUGGAACCUAUUUACAAGACCUUAUUACUAGAAUGGACGAUAUGAGACAAUUGGCUCAUAAAAGGUUGGUAAAAUCUAAGUACCGUUCUAAACGCUAUUAUGAUAAACAUUAACACCCUUGUACUUUUGAAGUAGGUAAUCAGGUUUAUUUAAUUAAAGAGCCCAGAAAAGGCAAAUUCGAUUCUCAUUAUAAAGGUCCUUACACAGUGGUAGAAUUGUUAGAUAAUAAUACUGCUAUCAUUGAGAAUGCAGAUGGUAAACGAUUAUUAAAGCAUGUAGAUAAAUUAAAAAUUUGUAAUACUCGGAAGGAUGAGUCCGACUCCGAAUCACAUUUAACAAAUUAAAGAUCACUAUGUUUCAGAAUAAAAAAGGGUUAAAUAUUAAUACAGGUUAAGCAUGAUACUCCAUGGGUAUCGAAAUCUUAAAACAUCCCCUAGUGUGGACAUCCUAGCUGUUCAAAUAUUGCUGACUAUUCCGGUAGUACUCGGAAUUCUCGCGUACAAUUGCUUAAAACCUUCAAUUAAUAUAUCCAAUUGCUCCAAACAAUAAAUUUAUCAAUGUUCACAUUUUUCAAUGCAAAAUCCUGAUCAAUAGAUCAAUUAAAAUUUGUGGGUUUUUAUCACACAAUUACGAAACAUCUAAUAGUCAUUACGAAUAUGUAAAAGAAAUCACGCGAAGACGAUGUGAAGAUGUACACAUGGAAGAAUCCUAUGAAUAUUAUGGAGAACAUAACGAUUUAAAACCGAACUCUACUACAAGGCGAUCAGUUACUUUUGCCGGAAGCGUAGACUCAGAAGGAUACUGCACUGGCGAAGCCUACAGUGAUGCUAGCGGUAACUGGGAAAAAGUCUUUGUUACUGGUUAUCUUACAAUUACAUUACAAGACUACUACGCCACCGUUAAUACUGAAACCAAUGACGUCAUUUUAAGAUCAGGGUUACGCUGUAACUACUAAUCUUGACGAUGCAUGGAUGUUGACGGAGGAAAUACUUUCUGGGAUGUGUUACCUAAAUCAGAUUGCAGUACUGACAAAUUUACGGUACUGUUCGAUGGAAAAGCAAAAAAAUUAACCAAUAGUAAUAAUUCAACUAAUAGUGAAACCGUAUAUUCCGUAGCAUCCGGCGGAUUUAGUUUUACAUUCACAGAAAAAGGAACUAUAGAAAGCUGUGAAGAACUCCUAACGUUAACAGAAUUCCCUCAACUCUUCAUCCUGGAUAAAGGACUUAACCAACAUUCAAACCACAAAAGGUCAUUAACUAUGGAAAACAUGGAUCUUACUACCUAUGUUAGCGCAAAAUUUAUAUACCUCGAAAGUCAUUUUGAAACUCAAAUCAUCAUGUUAUACAAAGAUAUUAUUCUGCAAGAAUGUAAACUAGAGAAAAAGGUAUUACAAAACGCAUCGAUUCUUGCAUCUCUAGCCCCAGACAAUUUCGCACUACAAUUUUUGAAAGAACCAGGUUACAUUGCUCAUGCAUCAGGGGAAGUAAUAAGAUUCACAAAAUGUAUCACAGUAAUCGUUGAAAGAAGAGAUACUGAGGAAUGUUAUCAAGAACUGCCCAUUAAUUUAAACAAUGAAAAAUUAUUCAUGUUACCACGCACUCAUAUUUUAGUGAAGACAGGAACACAGGUUGAAUGUAACCCUUUAAUCGCACCAAUGUAUCGGAUAAACUCACAGUGGUACCAAAUAAAUCCUAACUUAACUAUGGUACCCGAGCCUAUACAACUCGCAGCACAAACAAAUUAUACCUGGAAAUACAAAAACGCUCUAGGACUAGCCACAGGAGGAAUUUACUCUAACAAAGACGUAGAAAAACUUCAAGAAUUUAUAAUGUUUCCGUUAGAACGGCCAGCUAUAUUAAAUACGAUUGCUCGAGGAGCUACCGGCCAUUCAAUAGUCAAGGAUGAAAUAAAGUUAAACAAUUUAAUUGAUGAAAGUGAAAUUUUUGCCUCACUCUCACACAGUUGGGGAAAAAUUUAUAACUUCUUCAACACAGUAGGAACUUUCGGAGUAACUAUUUUUGGAGCUUAUUUAGUGCUACGCAUUUUUAAAUUUACCUUUGAUUUGAUAAUUCACGGUUACGCUUUGCACUCGACUUAUGGGUGUAGUUUUUGGAUCAUGGGAGCCAUAUGGGGAACAUUAGCCAGUUAUUUAAUACAACGUCGUGCUACUAAUUCUGAUGUAGAGAAAGAAAUGGAAAUAUUUGAAACUAAAAAUCAUUCACAGCCAGAAAAACUGCGAAAAAAUUUGAAGAAUCAUAUUCCAACUAAAACAAAACGCAAUAUUCAGCACAGCUUGCCAUUAGAUAUUAAAUUCCGAGAUAUAGAAUCGGAAUAGUCAAGCAAAAUUUUACAUCUCAAAUACAUAUACUAACUAUUAUAUUAAUCAUUUCAGAGAGAAAGACAUAACAGAAGAAAUACUCUCCAUCAAGAUGAGGGCACUGACCUUUACGUUCAUAGUAAUUUAUACUCUAGCCGGAAUUUCUUGUGACCCUUUUAAGAACAAACAAUUCAACUCAAACCCAGGUAUUUACUACGAAGAAUUGGGAAAGGUGUACCUGUCAAUGGAUACAUGGAAACUUGUGACU